This is a messenger RNA of Eruca vesicaria subsp. sativa (arugula), 1473 nucleotides long. Lineage: Eukaryota; Viridiplantae; Streptophyta; Magnoliopsida; Brassicales; Brassicaceae. The record is from the annotation of a GenBank genome assembly.
GCCGAGAACGACGCGCGAAUGGAUACCCUUCUCAUGGCUACACGAAUCAGAUGCCUCCACGCGUCGACGUCGUCCUCCGCCCUUCCCACCAGAUUCCGUUCUCCGGCGAUACACCAGCUCUCUUUCAGUCACGCACAUUUUCGAUCGGCGACCAUGAACAACUCCGUGAGACAGUCCCACUUCCCAGUUACUCGGAGAACCACUUCUCCGACGACACGUGGCUUGUUUUCCGUCAAAGCUUCAACGGAGGAAUCUUACUCUCCUUCCAAUCGGAAUCUUAUAGUGAUAAACUCCAUCAUCGUCGUAGCCUUAGCUGUAGCGAAUCGCGUGCUCUACAAACUCGCAUUAGUUCCCAUGAAGCCGUACCCUUUCUUCUUAGCUCAGUUCAUCACUUUCGGUUACGUGUUGAUUUACUUCACGAUUUUGUACUCGAGGUGCCGUCUUGGCAUUGUGACUGAGGAGAUGUUGAGUGUGCCUAAAUGGAGAUUUGCUAUCAUUGGUUUUCUUGAAGCUCUUGGAGUUGCCACUGGCAUGGCUGCAGCAGCUAUGCUUCCUGGACCAGUUAUACCGGUUUUGAAUCAGACGUUUCUGGUGUGGCAGCUGGUUUUAGCUGUUCUUAUUUUGGGGAAGAGGUUUUUGCUUAAGCAGAUUUUUGGUUGCUUGCUUGUGGCUGCGGGAGUUGUGGUGGCUGUUUCAAGUGGAUCUGGUGCAGAUCAAACGCUAUCCGGAAUCGGUUUGCUAUGGCCUGCUGUAAUGGUAGCAUCUUCUGCUUGCCAAGCUGGUGCAUCUAUCACAAAGGAAUUUGUUUUCAAUGAUGCCGCAAAGCGUCUUGAGGGAAAGUCACUUGAUAUAUUUGUGGUAAACUCCUUUGGAUCUGGAUUUCAGGCUCUUUUUGUGUUUUUGUUGUUGCCUUUUCUCUCAAACUUGAAAGGCAUUCCAUUUGACAGCCUCCUUCCGUAUCUUAAAGAUGGUGCCGGCUGCUUCUUCAACACUGGAGCUAAGAUUUCUGGCUGCGAAGGUGCCCCUAUACUCCCACUUCUCUAUAUAGCCACCAAUCUCGCUUUCAACAUCUCAGUGCUCAAUCUGGUGAAAAUAUCUUCUGCAAUCGUUUCCUCUCUCACUGUGAUGCUCUCAGUGCCAUUAUCGGUGUACAUAAUGUCAAAACCAUUGCCGUAUCUACCUGGAGGGACAAGCUUGAGCUCAAAUUUCAUGAUGGGGAGUAUAGUUCUAGUUCUUGGUCUUCUUCUAUACAACAUUCCCACCACUACAACUAAGCCAGACACUAAGACCUCCUAACACACACACACACACUCUCUCUCUCUACUUUGGUUUAAUCUCUUGGCAUAAUUGUUUCCCAAAGAUCAGGGAAUUAUUUGAGUGAUGUUUUGCAACUGUGAAGAAGACUUCGUACAUAUUGGUAUAUAUUCGAAAUUCCAUUGACCGGUCAUAUUAAAAAAAGUGAAGUUUUGAACG